AUGGCGUCUUCACUGCGUCUUCCUGCGGGCAGCAUUUUCCCCAAUGCCCGCCCAAUUUCCUUGAUCGCCCAGUCCUUCGCCUCCGGCUCGCAGCAACAGCAGUGCCGUGCCUUCUCGGCGGCGGCGCAACGAUGGGCCUACCGAUCGCAAAACUUCAAGCCCGCCAGCCCGGCACAACCGUCGAUGAAGUCUCGCGCCAAGGAUGUGAUGAAGCACCAGCUACCGAAUGAUAUCGGUCUUUUGCCGGGUACCUUUGUGCGGCCGAUGUGGAGGGACAUGCCCUCGAUCUUCCAGGAACCGCGGGACCGGCUCCGGAUGGAAUGGACUUGGUUGAAGAGCGUUUUCCAGGGUUACGCCAGUGUUUUGGUUUACUGCAAGAAGGACCUAAACAACGUUCCCUUUAUCGCAGAGCAAAUGCAAAAGCCCCAUAUCGGAUCUAUCGCCCUGCCCUUCUUCAAGAUCUUCCACAGCGUGUCCCGACGAUCAAUUGCCAAGACCUUGUACACCCAGAUGUACACCAACCUUGCCGAGGGAAACACCACUGAACUCCGACGCAUCUGCUGCGAGAAGCUCGCCCAAAAGCUCACCAGCCAAGUCCAGACCCGCCCCACCAACGAAAAGGUGACCUGGGAUCUGGUCGGCAACAAGUUCAGCAGCGCACGCGUCAUGGCAGACCGCGCCGUCAAGAUCCCCGACAUGCCCAACUCCGGUAUCCGCCAGAUCGUUGUCCGCCUGAGUUCCAGACAAUCCAUGACCAAGACUACCAUCGGCCGAAACGCCUCUAACGAGGUCGUCCCCGCCGCCAAGGUCCAGGACUGUGUCGAGUACGUCGUCAUCCAGCAGCUCAUCUGGCACGGCAAGUACGCCGACUGGCAGAUCUGGGGUACUACCCGGGAAACCGAUAUGCAUACCCUGAACACCGACCCAGCCUUUGCCCCGGGUCUGUCUGCCCUGGAGCGUCUCGAGGCUAUGAAGAACAUGGGACCCGGCGGUCGCCUCUAA
Messenger RNA from Penicillium cataractarum, 1002 nucleotides. RefSeq lists its product as uncharacterized. Gene Ontology annotation, biological process: protein insertion into mitochondrial inner membrane from matrix. Gene Ontology annotation, cellular component: mitochondrion; mitochondrial inner membrane. The record is from RefSeq and is a predicted model, not a curated record. Lineage: Eukaryota; Fungi; Ascomycota; Eurotiomycetes; Eurotiales; Aspergillaceae. The transcript has 3 exons. The coding region runs from base 1 to 1002 and encodes 333 amino acids.